This is a messenger RNA of Macadamia integrifolia, 1841 nucleotides long. RefSeq names its product UMP-CMP kinase 3-like. Gene Ontology annotation, molecular function: UMP kinase activity; ATP binding. The record is from RefSeq and is a predicted model, not a curated record. Gene Ontology annotation, cellular component: nucleus; cytoplasm. Lineage: Eukaryota; Viridiplantae; Streptophyta; Magnoliopsida; Proteales; Proteaceae. The transcript has 10 exons. Gene Ontology annotation, biological process: 'de novo' pyrimidine nucleobase biosynthetic process; CDP biosynthetic process; UDP biosynthetic process. The coding region runs from base 296 to 928 and encodes 210 amino acids.
GGUUAGACCGUUUAAGCUUUUGGCCUCCCUAUAUAAUGCCCCAAGUAGCGCCCAAUUAACAGUUCGUUUAUAUCUUAUGAUCUCAUUUCCCUCCCUUUUAUUCUCUACUCCGCCUCGCCUUUCUCUGCAACUAUCAAAUUGAAGCUUCUACUUCUACUUUCUUCUCUCUCUCUGUGCUCUUAAAGCCACCUCUACCACGUUUUUGGAUCAGCUGCUCUCGGUCAGAUCUGGCUUGAUUUGACCAGACAAUGCUCUAAAUCAGGUAGCACAUUUCAACGCAGAAUAGUUGCCGCCCAUGGGAACCGUGAUUGAUGCUGCAAACCAGAAAGCAAGUGGAAGCUUGCCAAAUGGAAAGAAAGUGAAAGUUGUCUUCGUUUUGGGUGGUCCAGGUAGUGGAAAGGGCACCCAGUGUGCAAAUAUUGUCGAACACUUUGGGUUCACCCAUCUCAGUGCUGGUGACCUUCUUCGAGCAGAAAUUAAAUCUGGUUCUGAAAAUGGUACAAUGAUCCAGAACAUGAUUAAGGAGGGGAAAAUUGUUCCUUCUGAAGUAACAAUUAAGCUUCUCCAACGGGCAAUGCAGGAGAGUGAUAAUGACAAAUUCCUUAUCGAUGGCUUCCCCCGUAAUGAAGAGAACCGUGCUGCCUUUGAGAAAGUUACAGGAAUUAUUCCCGAAUUUGUAUUAUUUUUUGAUUGUUCAGAGGAGGAGAUGGAGAGGCGAAUUUUGAAUAGGAACCAGGGUAGAGAAGAUGACAACAUAGAUACAAUCCGGAAGCGGUUUAAGGUUUUCUUAGAAUCCAGUCUCCCCGUGGUUGAGUAUUAUGAUUCGAAGGGAAAGGUUCGGAAGAUUGAUGCAGGAAAACCUAUUGGAGAGGUCUUUAUGGAUGUCAAAUCUGUUUUCUCUUCCAUUGAUGCAGAGGUGUUAGCUUAGUACAUUGCAUAUGUUGUAUCUUAUCUUACAUAUGAGGGUCGCCAGCAUAUUUUGUACUACUCAUAGUUUAUGUGGUGAGUGCCCAUGCUUGUCAUUUAUUAUUGUUAUUAUGUCUGAAUUCUCUAAAUAAAAUUUACAUUAAGUAAUAAUAAUAAUAAUCUGUCUUUGGGGGUAAUCCAAUGCAUUCAUUCUUCCCCAAUGCCGCAACUGCUAUUUAUUGUUUUUUUUUGGUGAGAAAUGUUCAUUUUUUUUUUUUUUUUGUGGGAAAUGUUUCUUGGAACAAUAUUUGGAAUAUUGGCUGCGUUUGGCAGUUAUUCUGUUCUAGAAACGAUGUUUCGUGUCAACAUUUUGUUUUGGAAUGGAACUCAAUUUCUCAUUUCUGGCAUUUCUUUUUAUCCGGUUCUUUGAAAAAAAAAAAAAAUGGAAAAACAAACCAUUGACACCAAACAAAAGAUUUUGUUUUCUUGUUCCUAUAAAACGAAACGACUACCACAGGCAGCUGAAGUGAAAAUAGAUAUCGUCUACUUUAUGCCAAAGAAUGUUAACCUUAGUCAAGUAAGCUUGCAGUACACAAUUGGACGUCUCAUCCAUCCUCCUUGUGUCUUCCCAACCUACUCCCAAAUCUAAAUUUGGCCCCUAAGGACUUCCAUUCUGAAAUUUGUACUUUGGAUGAAUCUGUUUUUGACGGAUCAUUGUAAGCCUCAACUGAAGUAUUCUUAAAGCAUCAAAGCUCAAUUCACGUGUUUUUAAACUCUCAAUAAUAUAAAUGCUCACCACCUCACAUAUUCUGUGAGCCUCAUGAUACAAAUCCCAACCACCCUCUAUUCGAAAGGUGUUUUGGCUUUCAAAACCUCUGAUUGGCCGAGACACUCCUAUGGUGGAUUUCUCUUGAAUUUGCAUAUUAAAUGAGAUA